Oncorhynchus tshawytscha (Chinook salmon) is the source of this 2306-nucleotide messenger RNA. It is a transcript of the gene nelfcd, whose product is annotated as negative elongation factor complex member C/D. Bases 143 to 1882 code for a protein of 579 amino acids. Gene Ontology annotation, molecular function: RNA binding. The transcript is spliced from 15 exons. The record is from RefSeq and is a predicted model, not a curated record. Lineage: Eukaryota; Metazoa; Chordata; Actinopteri; Salmoniformes; Salmonidae. Gene Ontology annotation, biological process: negative regulation of transcription elongation by RNA polymerase II. Gene Ontology annotation, cellular component: nucleus; NELF complex.
CGGAUAUAUAUAUAUUUUUAAACUACCCCUUUAGCUAGCUAGCUUACCCGAGGCAAUUGUUUUGUUUUCAAAAAUAUUAUCGAUACUUGCUUUAUUAUAGCUUGCUGCUUCAUAUUGUAAAGCUACUCACUCUCUCGUCAUCAUGGACGAGGAAUAUUACGAAAGGAAUAUUGGAGACUGGGAUGGUCCGGAUGGAAAUCAGGACGACUAUGUUGAAGGGGAGAACGAUGGGAAAGUUCAGGAGGACUGCCUACAGAAGUUCUCCAGCAGAGAUUACAUCAUGGAGCCUGCUGUCUUCAACACCCUCAAAACAUAUUUCCAGGCUGGUGGCUCCCCUGAACAUGUCAUCCAGCUCCUGUCGGAGAACUACUCUGCUGUGGCACAGACUGUCAACCUGCUGGCAGAGUGGCUCAUCCAGAUGGGUGUAGAGCCUGCUCAGGUGCAGGAGCGGGUAGAGAAUCACUUGAAAAGUCUCCUGAUCAAGCACUUUGACCCCCAGAAGGCAGACUCCAUUUUUACUGUAGAGGGAGAGACUCCUGCCUGGCUGGAACAGAUGAUCGCCCACACCACCUGGAGAGACCUUUUCUACAAGCUGGCCGAGGCCCACCCUGACUGUCUGAUGCUCAACUUCACUGUCAAACUCAUCUCAGAUGCGGGCUACCAGGGGGAGAUCACCAGUGUGUCGACAGCGUGCCAGCAGCUGGAGGUGUUCUCCAGGGUCCUAAGGACCUCUCUGGCCACGCUGCUGGAUGGAGGAGAGGACAACCUAGAGAAGAACCUGCCAGAAUUCGCUAAGAUGGUGUGUCACGGGGAGCACACAUACCUGUUUGCCCAGGCCAUGAUGUCCAUCAUGUCUCAGGAGGAGCAGGGGGGGUCGGCCAUGCGCAGGAUCGGCCAGGAAGUACAGAAGUCUGCACAUCAACGGGGCCAUGAUGCCAGUCAGAUAACUCUGGCAUUGGGCACAGCAGCAGCCUACCCUCGAGCCUGCCAGGCCCUGGGCGCAAUGCUGUCCAAAGGGGCACUCAACCCUGCCGACAUCACUGUGCUCUUCAAGAUGUUCAGCAGCAUGGACCCACCUCCCGUAGAGCUGAUCCGAGUGCCUGCGUUCCUCGACCUGUUCAUGCAGUCGCUGUUCAAGCCGGGCUCAAAGAUCAACCAGGACCAUAAACACAAAUACAUUCACAUCCUGGCCUAUGCUGCCAGUGUGGUUGAAACAUGGAAAAAGAACAAGCGAGUGAACAUCAACAAGGACGAGCUUAAAUCCACCUCCAAGGCCAUUGAGACGGUCCAUAACCUGUGUUGCAAUGAGAAUAAAGGAGCCACAGAACUGGUGGCUGAGCUCAGCACCCUGUACCAGUGCAUCCGAUUCCCAGUUGUUGCCAUGGGGGUACUGAAGUGGGUUGAUUGGACGGUCUCUGAGCCCCGCUACUUCCAGCUCCAGACAGACCACACCCCUGUCCACCUGGCACUUCUGGACGAGAUCAGCACCUGUCACCAGCUUCUGCACCCACAGGUCCUCCAUCUACUGAUCAAGCUCUUUGAGACCGAACACUCCCAGCUCGACGUCAUGGAGCAGAUGGAACUGAAGAAGACCCUGUUGGACCGUAUGGUCCACCUGCUGAGUCGAGGCUACGUGCUGCCUGUGGUCGGAUACAUCCGCAAGUGCCUGGAGAAGCUCAACACAGACAUCUCUCUCAUCCGCUACUUUGUAACGGAGGUGUUGGAUGUGAUUGCCCCUCCGUACACGUCAGACUUUGUCCAGCUGUUCCUGCCCAUCCUGGAGAACGACAGCAUCGCUGGCACAAUACGCACAGAGGGAGAACACGAUCCUGUGGCUGAGUUUAUAGCUCACUGCAAAUCCAACUUCAUCAUGAUGAACUGAGAAUGACACUGGUGGGUCAACCUUGGAUGAGGAUGUAGUGGGAAUACCAGGGAGGGGCAGAAGGCGUGACCUCAGUUAUGAGCCAAUCAUACCUUGACGUGUUGUGUGGACUGGUGGAAAGGGAAUAGAACAAUUUUGAGGCAGACCAUUUUCAUAGACUGACCUGCGAUUUUGCGUUCUCUCCAAAUGUGGCGUAAACACAUGACUUUGAGAAUUAAAAGGAUGUUGUAGUGUAUCAUUGCUUAUCACAGUUAAUAAGGGUCUGGAGGUUUGAGGAUAACUUGUUUUACAGUGCAGCUCCAUCAUCGGUUUCACUGUUGUUUCCAUUGGUAUGUGCCAAGGUUUCAAAAUCCAUUUUCUGUUGCAUUGUCUUUUGAUUUUUGUUAAAAUGAUUGUUCAAAAGAUAAACGUUAAUUGAAAAGUU